CUGAAAGCGAGCGUGAAGUGCGGCUGUCAGGAGGUGGUGCGGGGCGGUGCAGUUUUCGCGUUCCCCGCUCUAGUUAACGUAACCAAUUAAACCGACACGACACGUACUUAACCUGGCCGCUACGAGCGAUCGUAGCCCGCACCGUGGAAGCUGGCGCGCGAGACCAAGUACGACAUGAAUGGCUUCCAAAACGAAGGCGAGGAAGAGCGUCGAAGUAUCGUAGUCGACGGACCCGCGUCCAAACCCAGGGCUCCCGUCACGCGGCUGCUGAUAUGCACCACCAUUCUCUCGGCAGUCGGGGGUUUCCUCUUCGGCUACGACACGGGCGUCGUGUCCGGUGCCAUGAUUCAGCUGAGGAGCCACUUCCAGCUCAACUACCUGUGGCAGGAGCUCGUGGUUUCGGUCACCAUCGCGGGGGCAUGGGCGUUCGCGAUCGUCGCUGGCAUGGCGACGGACUCGUUCGGACGCAAACCCGUCAUACUCGUGGCCAGCUUCGUGUUUACGGUCGGCGCCUUGCUCAUGGGGCUAGCCUUCAACAAGGGAAUGCUCCUCGGAGGACGCCUCAUCGUCGGCGCGGGCAUCGGCCUGGCGUCCAUGACCGUGCCAGUCUACAUAGCCGAGGUGUCGCCGGCUGAGCUUCGAGGAUUCCUGGUCACGAUCAACCAGGUUUUCAUCACGGGAGGGCAGUUUGUUGCCAGCAUUGUCGAUGGCCUGUUCAGCAGCGACACUGAAAAUGGCUGGCGCUACAUGCUGGCCCUGGCGGGCGUGCCCUCACUGAUCCAGUUACUGGGUUUCCUGGGCAUGCCCGAGACCCCCCGUUGGCUUGCUAGUAAGGGCGCUUAUCAGGAAGCCAUCGAAGUGCUGCGACGCUUUCGCGGUCCCGAUGCCAACAUUGAGCCCGAGUUCGAAGCCCUCAAGGCCACCUGCAUCGACAACGAUCAAGACGAAGAACACUCUGGGUUCGUGCUGAUUCAAGUGUUGCGAGACGGCCCGCUGCGCCUGGCGCUCAUCGUGGGAUGUGCUCUGAUGAUGUUUCAGCAGAUUGCAGGCAUUAAUACUGUCAUGUAUUAUGGCGCUACAAUCAUACAAAUGUCGGGAGUGCACGACGCGUCCAAGGCGAUCUGGCUGGCUGCGGCAACGUCCUUUGUCAACUUUGCCUGCUCCUUCAUUGGUAUGGCGCUCGUCGAGAGGAUUGGCCGUCGUCUCCUCACCCUGCUCAGCCUUGCAGGUGUGAUUGCAAGUCUGUCGGUGCUUGCUGGGGGCUUUCAGCUCGCCGACAUGGAGUCUCCCUCUGUGGGACCCAGCAUAGUCCCAUCGUCUGGCAUUUGUGGCAAUUUCAGCACCUGCGCGUCCUGUACGGGAGCCUCGGCCUGCGGUUACUGUUACAUUCCGGGCGCUCCGACCGACAACUCCACUUGCCUCCCGGCGAACCCCAACAGCCUGGACGUCUCGCUGGUCGGGAGCUGCCAGCAGCCGACGGCAACGCCCUUUGUGUGGGCCUACAACUGGUGCCCGAGCCGCUAUUCCUGGAUGACCAUUUUGGGCCUGGUUCUCUACCUGUUCUUCUUCGCUCCCGGCCUGGGAGCCAUGCCCUGGACCAUCAACUCGGAGAUAUACCCGCUGUGGGCACGGUCAAGCUGUUUCUCGCUGGCUACUUCGGUCAAUUGGGGCUGCAACCUCCUGGUCUCCAUGACAUUCCUCACCCUGACUGAAGCGAUCACAAAAUAUGGCACUUUCUGGCUGUAUGCCGGGCUCUCGCUGCUCGGCUGGUUCUUCUUCUUCCUCUUUCUGCCGGAGACGAAGGGCAAGUCCUUGGAAGAAGUCAGCGACCUCUUUGCACACCCCUGGUGGAGCGACUCGACAACGCGUGACAACAAGAAGACCGUGCAGUAUGUGCACAUUCGUGGCAUCAACCAGGCUUACACCACAGAUGACGGAGACUCCGGAGAGGAAGACCGCUAGAAGACUUGCACCAACUGCUAAGUGUUGCUGCUACUGGAGUGUAGCUAGGCUGCGCUUUGGUGCCAUUGUCAUUUGCGUAAGAUGAUCCCGUAUGUUCGACAUGUGGGGUCAACAUACCAUAGUCUACAGACUGCAGCGCAAUGUCGACAGGUUGUAGGUUUGCCUUGCAUACCGUGCUCGAAGACUAGUUUGUAGACCAUGGUUUGUAAACCAUAAGUUGUGGCCUAUUGUCUAGAGGUCACGGUCCGCAGGCCAUAGCCUUGAACUGUGGUCAGCAGACCAGGUGUGCAUAGAAAACUGUGAUCUAUAGACCGUGGUGAGUGGAAUGUGGUACGUAGCUUCUAGAUGCUGGUGUGAGCCAUGUACCACACUGACCAGAGUCAAGUGUGCCAGUUAAAGUCUGCACGCCUCUGUCUACCGACAAUGGUUUAUCUCAGACUGGCUGUGAUCUGUAGAUCAUAGUGUGCUGAGUGUAGUGCAGUAUCUGUACACUGUAGACCACUAUCCCCACCAUAUUCUGUAGACCACAAUGUUCAGGCUAUGGUCUGUGGAUUGUAGUCUAUAGACUGUCUAGUUGGCAGGCUAGAAGUUCGUGGUCAGUCAUGCUGUUGAGUAUAGACCACACAUUCAAUUACAGAGCUUGCUAGCCCAUGGGCUGGCAUGCCUCAGACCCCGGUGGGCGCAUAUGUUUGCAGGACAUUUUUAUCAGCGUGUCGGGACCUGACCGUGGAAGCCACUGUAUCAAGAACUCGAACCGGAAAACAACUUGCAAGUUUUCUUACACAGAGUUGUUCUCAAGGGUAUUAACUGCUGCGCGAACAAUCAUGCUGUCUAUUGUGCAAUGUAGUUCUAGGAGGACACGCCAGUCCAUAGGCUAGCUGUUGCUUCCUUGGGAACUUGGGUCAUUGUCCUGUGGUACGAUUUAUCACACAAAUCUCCAUAUUUAAUUUCUCAGAGCAUCUUUCACGUGACAGCAUCUUGAAAACUGUAGCCAUCGCACAAGGCCUGAUGGCCAGAAAAUGACUCAUCGGCUGAACAUGUGCCCUAAAUGUUUUGUUCGGACUGCCCUUGCAGGGGAGUGCAUUCAUGCUUUGUACCGUGCUCCGUAACUGAUAGCAGAACAAACUAGUGUUCAAAUUCUCUGAUGGAUUCUAAAUGAAUAUCAAGGAUAUGAAUGAAGGCAUUGGUUUUUUUUGUAACAUUUGUUCCACAGGGCACUGGCCUGACAUUUCCUUUGUUCAUUCAAACGGUGGUUGAGGAUACCGAAAUCUCGGUCAUUGUGUGGGGUCUAGUUGAUGCCCGAGUGAAAAUAUUGUUGAAGUUAACAUUUUCAAUCACUAUCUUUCUUACACGUGCUCUGCACGCCUGGAAGAUGGAGAACCAGUUUGCUCGACCAUUUUUGUUUACUAUUUGAAGCUUUCGGCCCACUUUUGGGCUGUCGUUUGUAUAGUCUUGUUAGGUUUUGCAGUUUCUCUGAAACCGGCCCAUGUCGAAACUGGCUUUUUGCUGGCAGGAAGCCAGUAGUCUUAUGCUGUCUGCCGAGAACCUUGUUUACGUGUAGUUGUUAUCCAGGCACAGACAUUUCUUUUUUGUUCCACGCGAAGGUGUGUACGGCAGACUACAAGUGUGAUACUAGUCACUGAUGAUCAGGGUGUGUGUUCUAGACAAUUUGUAGUGAUUGGGUCCGUGAGCGCUGCUGUUGCAGGCUGUUGAUCGAAAUGGCAUCACUGUUUAGCACGGUUAGUUUUGCAAUACAUUACCACUCUUCAUGCACUGCAAUGCUUUUGAAUUAAUCGCAAUGCCUUGCGUUUGAAUGCACAACCAAGAUAUGUCUGUAAUAGCAGCCUGAAAUUGCAACGCUCCAGCAUUGUCUACAAAUUGUCCUUACGGAUUGCGCUCCUGUGAGUUUGAUGCCUUUUGCAGUGAUCAACAGCCAUGAUUGCUGUGCUUUUCACGAACAAAGAUUCUAAACUUACGCCGGAUACCCCGUCAGGGGUGCCAUGAACAUGCAAAAGAUUUUUUACCUGUGUGAGGUGUUCGAAAAAUUGGGCGUUUUGAGAUAUUGAGUUAUGAUGCGGUUGUUGCUUUAGAGGCAGAAUUUGUCAUGCAGGGCUUCAUGUUACCGAAACGUUAUGCGAUCAACACACGAUUGCUAUCAGUGCAUCGCGCUCUCUCGCUUCUCAUCUGAGAAACAUGGCAAUAAGUUCGUUGCCAUGUUAGAAUGUUUAUGCCUUUAUGUGUAUUGCAAUAAUUUUAGCUACCCCGAUUGUAACGCGUUUCACAGAUUGUGGUGCAUUAAGCAACACUCCAACUUGCUUCAUAUGAUAACGAGUUAACAGACUCCUUCAUUUAUUGCCUACCUGAGUGCGUCAUUCCAGUUCAGUCAAUAUUAUUUUUGCAGCCCAGAGUGAUUGUGUAUGUAGUGUAGAUAAGCACAUGUGUGCUUUUAGGGGCUUAUCAUAAGACUCGUGGGUUCGUUUAAACAUUGAUGAUUGUGAGCCGCAGUUACCGAAAACUUCUCUUGCUAGUUGGUUUUCAUUUUUUGGAUGUGAACUAGCAGUAUGCAGUGCAGCUUGUUCAGUGGGCCUUCACUCUGACGACACUGUCCAGAUUAUUUCACUGCUACGGUCUUGUUUUAUGGCGUGUGCUUCUUAAAGACUCACUUUAAUGGUUUGUGUCCGAAACGUCAGAUUGCAAACAGUUUCCAGAACAAGGUUCUUUUGUGAUACAAGUCAGUCUUAUACAAAUGUCAGAUUGUUAGAUAUAUUAUGACUCGAAAGGUAUAUGUGCCAGUUUUAUGAGAAAUCUCGGUACGCGCACAAAAGCCCAGAGUUUGCACACGUUUGUGCGGAUAAUAAUAACAAGCUCCAUGUUUCUCGUUGAGCUUACAGCUUGUUGUCGAGGAUCGGUGACUUCAUGUUUUUGAAGCAUGUUUUCGAAGCAUGCAGAAAUUUCGCUGAUCAGAUGUUUCAUUGUUAUCUUCUUUUGUCACUUGUUGGAAUGCUGGCUAAGGCCAAGCCGACACUAGUCACGCCGAGAGUCGCUGAGACUAGCAGCGAAUCAGACUUUUAUUUCAUUAUGCAUAAGUCGGCUCGAUGCACGUACCAAGCAAAGUUAGCGAGAACAAAAACCUGGUCACUUUCUUUCGUUGUCCGUGACCGCUUAUCAUUUGUGGGCGAGGUUGCAUUCGUAGAAAGGUGAGCACAUUUGAAUGUCGAAACCAGAUUAUAAGAUGGUCUCAGAUUUCGAAAAUAACAUGCUCCAUGAUUGCUGCCAUUAGCGUUAGCUUUUACCGAAGUGAUCGCAAGGCAUAGUCGAAACUUUUCACUAAAUCGAGUGCUGCUUGCAUUCCUCACUGUCCUCGCCCUAUCACUCAUGACAUACAUAACGAAAUCAGCCUUCCCAAAAGUGCCAUUGCGUAGACCCCCAAGAAUAGUGGCAAAAAACCAGCGAUGAAACCAACUGUGCUGUUAUAUUGCACGCUCGAGAUUUUAUCGUCCUUGAGCUUGUAGGGAAAGUGGAGACUACGGAAUAUUUGUACUGCAAAUAACUGCACGGAUGUGCCGAGACGCGUAGUAAAGCCGAGCAUCUUGAAGGGGCUGCACUGAUGACGAAGUUACAAGGUGGGAAAGAUGAUGUUCAGUAACAGCUCGCCCAAACGCCUAUUAUUCUACAGUAAAACCGCCUUUCAGCCUAGGUUCGUGUUCAGCUAUGAACUGUCGCCUCCUUAUCCUAGCUGGAUAUUCCCCUCUUGUUCCUAGCUAUCAUCGCGGUCACUGUACAUCAGACGGGAAGUCAGGGUUGACAGAUGCUGUGGUAGUAGAUAAUGUUUCGCGCAGAUUGCAUGCAACCUGUUUGCACUAAGAUACAUGUUGACCAUAGACGCUGUGUUAUGAUGAGCAUAACACUUGAUAGCGCCAGUCUGCGUGCUGUGUGCCCAUGUUGACGCGAGCGUGAUCAUCAUCAUAGAUAAGCUAUGCGCCUUGCUUUCAUAUGGGGCUGCCGCAUUUCACUAGUUUUCAAGUAUUUACUAACUUGAUAGCAGCUCCGCCUAAGGAAUGUGUACUUCAUAAUCGGUGCAGGUUUGUUGGACUUCGCGAAAGUUUGUUGGAGUGUCAGAGCUUUGAGCAAAUAUCUCUUCAAUUCUUGCGCACCUUUUCAUGUUAAAGGAGGUUUGCAAAUUUCAAGCAGUGAACGAUUUACUGUUGCAGCAAUCCUAGGGCAGUAUUGAGGUUGCUCAGCUCGGCAACCUCAGUACUGCGACAUGCUGGCAGUCUUGGUUGACGAUGUGUCUUGGAGUAUUCUUACUCACACAUUCGUGACCUUGUGCUAAAGUUAGAUUCAUCUUGCGUUUGCCACGAACAUGAGCAUGGGUGUUGUCACGUUCAUGUCAACAGGGGCAUACAGCCGCAUUGGUAUUACUUUCGUUCUCAUGCAGCAAUCAUCAUGCAGGCACUUAUCUGUCGAGCAAACAUAUAGAGAGAGUUUCGUAGCCCACUAACAACCUCCGUGCUAGCGACAUUGUAGGUACUCCUAUGCCCGGAUGUUUCUCUUACAUCUUGUAUUUCUCGCAUCUUGAUAACGGGCACAUCAAUGGGAAUCGAGUGUUCAUAACAAAAAUGUAUUGAGAACUGUCGCCUAGGCUGAAGGCAUCGUACCACUGAAGAUGCGAGUUCCUGGUGUGUGACCUCGGGGGUGGGCUAACCUGCUUGUCUGUUACAAGGCACUCGAAGUUCAGCUGUCCAUGCUGGCAAUUCGUCGAAGGCAACCAGUCUUUCCCAAGGUGAAAUCGGUCGUGCACCUUUAAAAUAUGAAAGCAUGACGAGUGAAGUGCACGUUGCAUGCAACUUGUCUUGCUUAAUGGCAAGUAAGGCGUGCACUUUGUGGAACAUGUUAGGGGCGACAAAGUAGCGAGCGCUUUUCAAAGCUUUUUAAUAGGCUGCUUUAAUAGCCAACUUCAUGACAUCAGUAUUGAUUCUUUUGCUAUGUUUUUCUGAAUUACUGACAAGUUAUUUUGUGCAUUCCAGAGCCUUUUCGUUUAACUUUUACAUUUGUGAUAUAUAUUGAAGCGGUCCAAGGUUUUAUAUCGUUUCAUUUGUCUUUUGUAUUUCGUGUUUUGUUUCUCGCACAGUAUGUUGGCCUGUGUAAUAUCUGAUGUUUUUAUUUCAUGCGUGCUUCAGAGUUCUCUCUGAAGUUGUAAAUAGUGAGGUGCUCUUUCUGUGACACCUGGACACUUAGCCGUGGCGUAGUUGCGGUGGUGUUCGAUUUCUAUUGAUUUUGUAGAGAUUUCUAGCAUGGUGUUUUUUAUGACCAUCGAAAGCACAUCCCCAUUACGAGCUAUACCUACCAGCAGCAAUAACACUAACCACUUGUCUGUGGCAGCUUUAACCGGAUGGUUUAUAAACCCCCACUUCCUCAUCCUUCCCAACUUUUCCAAGCAGGCUACUCUUUUGAAAUAGUUUUUCCUUUGUUGCCCUUACUUGCAGUCGCACUGUAAAGUAAGAAAAACAACAAGCAGAUAUGCACUAUAUUUACAAAGUAUGCAGUUACAGACACGCAAGACAGAUCACACUUCCCAACACCUAUCACUGUCUUAAUCGCUUUCUUAAUCCUGUUUGUCGAGAUGACCCUGGCGAACCGUGUGAUAGCACGGUCAAUGCUGACAUGGCUGCCAAGUUUCAACGUUGCAUUGAUGUGGCUUGCCAUGUUAGUGCGAUUCUCCCAGCAUUACUUUGCACUUGCUUGUCCAAAGACUACAAGGAAGCACCAACGUCGUUUGUAAUUUAUUUUUAGAGCACUAGUUUAAUAGAUAAGGGUUUGCCCCCUGUGCAGCUCUGGGCGAGUUGUCUCACAGCCGUCACUCUGAACGAGACUCAAUUUCGUUAUCGGGCUCUCUCAAUGCUCGGUUAAUUAAGCUGCUUGCCAAGGCCUCCACAACCUUGACAAUGGAUAAAAAAAGGUUCGGCUGAUAUUGGCCCACAUUGAGCAACGUGUACUGGCGAAGGGCCAAUAUCGGGCUAACAUUGGCCCCGCCUUUUUGCCGUCAUUCCAUGUCGACGAGGUGAGAGUUCACCACUUGGACCGAGCAUAGCGAGAGAUUCGCCGAGACAUGUCUUUUGAUAAGAUUUGUGUAGGACCAUGGGACUAGAGUGGCUUUCAGUUAAAGCGGAAGAGAAUUGAACCACGUUAGUUGCAUAUUUUGUAUCAAAGUUUGAAAUGAGUGCUCUCACCAAAAGAAAAGUGCCCAAAGUACGGCCGUCUACUUUAUCUUACCUUUUUGUUUGUCGUCUCGCAAGAAUCGCGUCGAAGUUGGCGCCGUCGUGUCGUUUGCAACACCGACUACCGCAUUUUUUUUUUCUCGUCUUCGGAGGGAGGCUCGGACUUCAUCAACAUUCAGCCAUCGCGGUGUAUUCAUUAUGGGUGUGCUGACACGACCAAGCUGUUCGCUCGAAGCUACGGACCUGAGUGCGUCUCUGGUUUAGACGCUCGCAGGUUGAAGGAGCGCGUUACCCUUUAUUGGGCAGUUUUCUGGUGCUUUCAGCAUUUUCGACAAAGAAUGUUUAAUGUUUUUCAGCAUAAGAAAGUAGUGUGUAUCGUUUAGGAUAGCAGUCAUUUCUUUUUUUUUUUUUCUGAUGUUUUCUUAUUACGACUGCACUCUAAGCUAUACAGUACUCUUAGAUACUUUCCGCCCCCACGGUGGUGUUGUUGAAAGUGAUGUACUGUUGCCCCUUCAUAGUACUAAUACACAAUUGCACCAGCAGUGAGAAUCUAUAGCACUUUGUAUAACAAUAAUAACGUUGUCUAGAGGUCUUGUUGUGAUGUGAUUGCAGAGUCUAUUUGCCCGUUGUUUCGAAGGCUCGCAUUUGUACGGCUUUCCCACUUCCGCAACGCAAUUCAGGGUGUUACGCGUAGUGUUGAAGGUGGUGACCGUGCAUUACUGAGGCGGUCAAUGUGUGUGAAAGAAAAAGAAGAAAACGAGAAUACUGGCAGGCAAUUUUGCACCUACAUGUUUUGUGCAGGGGUUGUUGCGUGCACGAAAAUCAAAGUGGUGUGACGCUCAUGUCGAAGACAAUGUGCACCAAACAUUUGUCGUCCUUUUUGGUUAAUGAAGCACUGAACAACGAACGUUGGUGGAAUGAAGGAAUGUUGAUGAAGGGCACGAUGCAACAGUUGGAGGAGUGGUAAUCUAGUCCUGAAACAUCAGAAAAAUGUGUGCAAGAAUGCUUGAAAAGGUGUUAGAGGUAAAGAAAAGCCAAUGAAUUGAAAUGCAGAUUUGCCAAAUGUAAGGAAUUUGAAGAGGAUUAUUAUAGCCACAAGGCGUAUCUUUUUAUGAUUCUCCAUUUAUGUCCUUUUCCUCGCACACCUCCAAAUCGGACACAUUGCUGGUUUGGUCGAAACCGUUAUAAAAUCUUUCACCGUUAAACUGUUAUAGAAUCUUUUUACUAUAUUGCACAUCCAUCUCUCCUUCAUUCUGCUAACCUCCCAUAUUAGUGCAGUGCAUUUGAAAUGGUUAUAGCCCUUACCAACACCUAACCAGUCAAACUUAUCACAUUGGUGGCAGUACGUAUUGCUGCAGUGUUUGUUGGGCUAUUGGAAGGCACGCUAGUUCUGCUGUUUGUGUCAACACUGCACAAACACGUUAGCGAACAAAGGCUCGAAGAAGCUGAAGGCAAACGGUUUAUUACAGCAAACCGAAAUAGUAAAGCCGCUUUCGGAAAAAAAAAAAAAAAAAAAGGCGUCGCCCGUGGCAGCCACGUCUCCUCCGUAGGCACAAUCCCGACUACCGGAUGCAUUGUUCAAUGCGGCAGCAAUAGUUUCCCGUGCACUUGUUUUUGUCUUGUCGGUUCACGGACAGCUUUGUACACUCUUUCUUGUGUAUACCUGUACGUUGCGUGGCAUUAAAAGCACUUCGCAAACGUG
This is a messenger RNA of Rhipicephalus microplus (southern cattle tick), 9882 nucleotides long. RefSeq names its product proton myo-inositol cotransporter. Lineage: Eukaryota; Metazoa; Arthropoda; Arachnida; Ixodida; Ixodidae. Gene Ontology annotation, molecular function: myo-inositol:proton symporter activity. Gene Ontology annotation, cellular component: apical plasma membrane. Gene Ontology annotation, biological process: transmembrane transport; myo-inositol transport. The record is from RefSeq and is a predicted model, not a curated record.